AUGAGCAUCGUUCUCUCCAGGGACAGCCCUCAGAGGGUGAUGGAGAACACGGUGACCAACGCCGAGAAGUACUUUGGCCAGUUCUGCUCGACGCUGGCAGCCUAUACCCGCAAGACGGCCCGGCUGCGGGACAAGGCUGACCAGCUGGUCAAGGAGCUCGCUGACUUCGCCAACACGGAGCACCCGGAGAUGCGGGCCACCGUGAGGGACUUCGCCGAGGACCUGGCCAAGGUGCAAGAUUACCGGCAGGCCCAGGUCGAGAGGCUGGAGACCAAGGUCAUCAGCCCCCUGAAACUCUACGGGGCCCACAUCAAGCAGACGCGGGCCGAGAUCAAGAAGUUCAAGCGAGUCCAGAAGAACGAGAUCAAGCAACUGGAAAAGCUGGAGAAACUGAGGCAGAAGUCCCCCUCGGACAGGCAGAUGAUCAGCCAGGCAGAGACCAGCGUGCAGAGGGCCUCGGCAGAUGCCAGCCGCACCACCCUCCAGCUGGAGGAGGUGAUGGACACCUUCCAGCAGCAGAAGCUGAAGGACCUUCAGAGAAUUUUCUCAGACUUUGUCACUAUUGAGAUGGUCUUCCACGCCAAGGCGGUGGAGGUAUAUUCCAGUGCCUUCCAGACCCUGGAGAGCUACGACCUGGAGACAGACCUCGAGGAUUUCAGAGCCAAGAUGCACGGGGUUUACGGACAUCACGACGCUCGGCCACUCAGGGACACCGUCUCCUCCCCAGCUCUCCCGUGGUCUUUUCCUGGCCAGGGCGUUCAGAGCACCCCACGGGGCCAGACAGAAGAGGAGGGGAGCGCAGACGAGUCCGCGGAGGAAGACGCCGUGGAGGACCUGCGGGCCCAGCGGCAGGCACGCCAUCAAUAGGCCCAGACUCCCCAGUCGGAGGAGCGGGGCCUGACCCCAGAUGCUCCGGGCU
Molecule: messenger RNA, 919 nt
Organism: Hyaena hyaena (striped hyena)
Lineage: Eukaryota; Metazoa; Chordata; Mammalia; Carnivora; Hyaenidae
Gene: CIBAR2
Product: CBY1 interacting BAR domain containing 2
Exons: 9
Coding region: 1-867 (288 amino acids)
Biological process (GO): cilium assembly
Cellular component (GO): ciliary transition zone; ciliary basal body
Source: RefSeq, a predicted model, not a curated record